Messenger RNA from Zonotrichia leucophrys gambelii, 2968 nucleotides. RefSeq names its product protein-glucosylgalactosylhydroxylysine glucosidase (gene PGGHG). Gene Ontology annotation, biological process: carbohydrate metabolic process. The transcript is spliced from 14 exons. NCBI's taxonomy places the organism in Eukaryota, Metazoa, Chordata, Aves, Passeriformes, Passerellidae. Gene Ontology annotation, cellular component: cytosol. The record is from RefSeq and is a predicted model, not a curated record. The coding region runs from base 106 to 2175 and encodes 689 amino acids. Gene Ontology annotation, molecular function: protein-glucosylgalactosylhydroxylysine glucosidase activity.
GUUAUUUCCUUCCUUCUUUCUCGGUUGGGCAACUUCCGUCCUUGCCUGGAGCGGCGUCUCUCCGCCCGCACGGGCUCAGCCCGGCCUCGGGACAGAAGGUGGGCGAUGGCCGAUGGCGAGGGCGACCCCGGCGUGUUCACGGCCACGGCCCUGCCCGGGGACCCGCGGCUGCUGCCCACGGUGACCAACGCCCUGCUGGGCACCCGCGUGUUCCGGGACAUCCUGCACGCCGCCGGCGUGUACAGCGGCGCCGCGGGGGACACGCACCGCGCCGAUGUCCCCAGCCCGCUGGGGCUGCGCAUGGCAGCGCCCGGAGCCGCCCAGAUCUUCGCCCUGGACACCUGGACAGGGACCUUCAGCCACACGAUUCAGUGCCCUGGCUACACGGCCACCCAGCAGCUGUACGCCCACCACUCCCUGGUGCACCUGAUGGCCUCCAGUGUCACCAUCCGGCGCUUGGAUGGCUCCACACAUCCCGUCACCGUCCAGCUCCAGAGCCUGUUCGUGCCACAGAGCCAGGACCUGCACCUGAGCUCAGGCCCAGACUUCCAGGGAGCGCACUACAUCUACGGGCAGACGCUGGUUCCGGAGGUGGAGGGGGGCCCCCGUCCCACCGUGCACAUGCUGUGGACCCCCAUCCCGCAGUGGCUGACGCUGGGCGGGGAGGAGCGGGAGCGCUGCUGGCAGUUCCUGACGGCGGUGGCGGGGAGCGAGGAGGAGGCGAAGCGCAGCUACAGCGAGGGGCUGUCACUGGCGGCCGCGGGCUCCCUGCUCCGCUCCCACAUCCACGCCUGGGCCGCGCUGCGCCGCGGCUGCUCCGUGGAGCUGGACGGGCCCCCGGCCCUGCGCCAGGCGCUCCACGGCUGCCUCUACUACCUGCUGAGCGCCCUCCCGCCCCGGGACAGCCCCGGAGUGCCCUUCCACGGCAUCAGCCCCGGCGGCUUGUCCAACGGCACCCGCGGCGAGGACUACUGGGGACACAUCUUCUGGGACCAGGACACCUGGAUGUUCCCGAAUAUCCUGCUGCUGCAUCCCGGGGCUGCCCGCGCUAUCCUGCACUACCGCAUCCGCACGCUGGAGGGCGCCAGGCAAAACGCGCGGGAGCAGGGCUACGAGGGCGCGAAGUUCCCGUGGGAGAGCGCAGCCACGGGCCGGGAGGUGUGUCCUGAGGAGAUCUACGGAGCGCAGGAAAUCCACAUCAGCGGGGAUGUCCUGAUGGCCUUCGAGCAGUAUUACUGCACCACGCAGGACCUGAAGCUGUUCCAGGAGGACGGGGGCUGGGAGCUGGUGGAAGCCGUGGCUCAGUACUGGUGCAGCAGGAUGGUGUGGAGUGAGGAGGAGCAGCUCUACCACAUCAGAGGUGUCAUGCCCCCAGACGAGUACCACAGCCAGGUGGACAACUCUGCUUACACCAACGCCGUGGCCCGGCACAGCUUAAAUUUUGCCGCUGACUUGGCUCGGGACCUGCUGCUCCCGGUGCCAGAAGAGUGGGAGGACCGUGCCAGGAAAAUCAAAGUGCCCUUUGAUGAGGAGAGGAAAUACCACCCUGAGUACGAUGGCUACAGCCCAGGUGAGCCGGUGAAGCAGGCAGAUGUGGUCCUGCUGGGGUUCCCACUGAUGCACCCCAUGAGUGCCGAGGUGCGGAGGAACGACCUGGAGAUGUACGAGCCCGUCACGGACCCGGCCGGGCCGGCCAUGACCUGGAGCAUGUUUGCCCUGGGCUGGCUGGAGCUGAAGGAGCCGCAGAGAGCCUGGAGCCAGCUGGAAAAGUGCUUCAGCAACAUCACAGAGCCUUUCAAGGUCUGGGUGGAGAACGCCGAUGGGUCGGGAGCUGUGAACUUCCUGACGGGGAUGGGUGGAUUCCUGCAGGUCGUCCUCUUCGGCUUCACAGGGUUCAGGAUCACCAGGUCCAGCCUCCUCUUCGAUCCUGUGUUUCCCGAUGGUAUCACCAAGCUGCAACUCUCCAGCAUCUCCUACUUGGGCAACAGGCUGGAGGUCACCAUCACCAGGGAGGAGAUCAGGAUGGCAGUGACCGAGGCCUCCUGGGACCCUCCAGCCCCUCCCCUGGAAGUUGUGCUGGAGUCAGGACAGCGCUUUCCCCUGUGGGAGGGGCAGGGUGUCUCCUUCCCCACAGCGCCUGGAUGGAUCCAGAGGUCUCCCAGCAGCACCCCCUGAGCCCUGCCUGAUCCGGGAGCUGCCCUCUGGAGCAGCGGAUCCGGGAUGUUGGUGCAGGGGGAAAGUAACAGGGAGUGGAAAGGGGGUGCCAGGCUGUGCCAGGGGCCCUUUGUCCCCCCAGGGCUGUGUGUGCCACCUGGCCUUGUGUGCCACCUGGCCCUGUGUACCACCUGUCCCUGUGUGCCACCUCCUCCUGUGUCCCACCUGUCCCUGUGUGCCACCUGGCCUUGUGUGCCACCUGUCCCUGUGUGCCACCUGUCCCUGUGUCCCACCUGUCCCUGUGUGCCACCUGCCCUUGUGUCCCACCUGGCCCUGUGUGCCACCUGUCCCUGUGUGCCACCUGUCCUUGUGGCCCCAGGGGUCAGGGGCUGGAGCUGUCACCACGUCUGAACCCCCCACUCCCCUCCACACACCUCUUACUCGGCUCAGGAGAGGAAACCAAGCCUGAAAAUGUCCCUUUCAAAGGUGUUUGCUGAACACCCAGGAGCUGUCUAUGCUCUCAGCAUGUUUGUGUUUGUAAGGAAGCCCAUUCCUGACUCCAGGAUCCUGGCUCCAGCUCCUCCAGCUGCUCCUGCCUUGCUCCUUGCCUUCCCCAUGUGCUGCUCCGUGGGCUCAAAGGGCUGUGGAGGCUCAGCCAGUGCUGUUGCACCAGAUGAACGAUGUUUUGGCUCUAAGUACUACUCCAAAAUAUGCAGCAGAAAGCCUUUUAACCCCGUGUGGGCAGCACACAGCUGCACUCCUGUUAUUUGGUGUGUAACAUCCCUCACAUGCUUUUAAACCCUUAUCUACACUA